CCCUUUAAGGAGCAGGUGAGGCAGCAUUGGGGAGUGCAGGCUGUGUCACUUUUGCAGGGAUCUCCUCUGAGGAACACUCGGCAGUCCGCCAUGAUCCUUGCAACUCUUGUCUGGGCCUACUGGGUUUGUCUCUUGCUCUCCGGUGACGGUGUUGCUAUGCCGGUGAAAGAAAAAGGUCACAGCUAUCGAAUCAGUCCCGUCUCAAGCAACCUAGAAGAUUCCGACGAUUCGACAUUGGAUGAGCCAGACGAAUGGGAGGAUCUACAACUGGACUACGACCAACUGCCCCUCUGGGGAGAAAGUUCCCAAAGUCAAGCACUUAACGGGCUUGGUCCCGGUGCUGAGGUCCCGGAGCAACACCAUGGCGUGAGUCCACCGGAUCACUCUCUUGGGUCCAAGCCAAGCGGCCCUCAAGACAGUGACCGACGACAACCGUCCGCUUAUCAGCCUGCGAGCAACGGUUUUACCAACUCUAACAAGGAGCGUCAAGCUGGCCACGUGAAGAUGGACUUUGAGAGAAUCUUUCAGUUCCCUCAAGAAGACUUCCAGCAAACAUCAGCCCACAGAGGCCAGCUGCCUUCUUACCCAGCAUCGAUGGGCUGGCCCGUUGGCUUUCCAACAGAUCACCGACGGGUUCCCUCUUGGCAAAAGGUGCAACUCUCAACCCGGGAAGUCGGUGGAUCUCGUGCCUCGCCGCCUUCCAGCUAUAUCAGCCAGUAUAGAGGACACUACACGCAAGGCAGGUCCAAGUUCAGCAGAGAUAGCUACAGUCCGAAUGUUCACCUUCCACUGACUUGGUAAAUGCCACUCAAUGUAUCAUUCUUUAACCUAUUAAAAUCAUAUUUUCAAUA
Nerophis ophidion (straightnose pipefish) is the source of this 851-nucleotide messenger RNA. RefSeq lists its product as uncharacterized. The coding region runs from base 91 to 801 and encodes 236 amino acids. The transcript has 3 exons. NCBI's taxonomy places the organism in Eukaryota, Metazoa, Chordata, Actinopteri, Syngnathiformes, Syngnathidae. The record is from RefSeq and is a predicted model, not a curated record.